AGAGAGGAGAGGGAGACAAAAAGAGCGCUCUCUCUCUCUCUCUUACUCGUUCCCUACUCUUUUUUUUUUUAUCUUCUUCUCCGCUUCGUCUUUCUCCCUUUUCCUGGAGAGCGAUGGCGGAUCGCUUGCUCUACAGGUGUCUCUUUCUAGCUUUGCCACGGUUCCCGGCCUAGAUCCGGGCCGAAAUUCUGAAGGACGGAAGCCGGAAAGCGGUUACUGGCGGGCGGAUCGCCCGGAAAUCGUUUCCUAGGGUUUUGCCUCUGGUUUCCUCUUGCUCUGGGCCUUGGCUUAAGUGGAGGUUCUCGCCGUCGCUUUGCUGGAGCCGCGGAGGGGCUUUGCUGUUGGAGUUUGGAGGAGAGGUUUGUGAUUUUCGCUUCAGUUUCGGUCUCGGGGCUUCUGUUUCGUGUAGCGGUUUUGUGAUCUGAGGCGGGGGAAGGGAGGGCAGGGUUUUCUAGGAUUUCGCUUGCGUUUUGGGCUGCGGUGGGGGAAUGUGAGUUGGAUUGGGGCUUGUUUGGCUGGCUGUGAGUUCAUCGUGGUUUCAGUUUUUGCUGAUGGCUGCUGUUUCAUUUUCUCUUUUUGUCUUUGAAGUGGAGUGAGUGAGGACGUGCUUUGGAGGAAGGAAGCAUGUGGAAUGGAGGAUCGGAAUGAUAUGGUUUAGUUCUUAGUUGUUUGUGGUGUUCUACAGUUUAUUCUUUCAAUGCAUUAGUAUUUGAUCUUCAUCUUCAUAUCCAUCAAGUGGUUGGAUCAGUUGCCGUGGAUUUUGGAAAUUGAUAGUUAGUUGGCAAAUCUGUGAAUAUGCUGAUUUAUCUAGUUCUAAUUGAGAAGAGAAGGUCAGAGGAUUGAUAAAAUCUAUUCAGUUUGGAAGAUAUCUCUCAAAGCUCCUUUCUUGUUUCUUCUGUCCUUUUGUCAAGGGUAAUAGGAAUAAGUGAAGCAAGGUGGUCAAGCUGUGAGGCCUGUCUUGGGCUUUGACAGAUAAGCUGGGCAAAAUGAUUACCCGAAGUAGAACUACGUAGCAGCCACUGGGAGAAGGAUAAAGGAUUUGGAGAAAUUUGUCUCGGCAAUGGUUGUAAGAUUUGUUAAAGUAGCGGACAUUUUGUUAAAUUGAAGGGUGUGUGUCGAGGGUUGCACCGGAUGUUUUCACUUUAGUGCUACUUGCUUGGAAGAUAUGAUGGGUUGUUUGUGUUUUAAGGCGUCUGAUAUUCAGGAGGAGCAGGUGGCUCCUAGACAAAGAGCAAUAAGCCAUUCGUUGACGAGACAAGCCGUUGUUCCUGUUAGGAGAGAGGAAUCCGUUGUUACCAACAGUGUAACUGUUUCAAAUGGAGGGUCUGUGCUUGCAGAGAAGCAAGCUGGCCGCGUGGUUCGAAAUAAUAGUGAAGAGGCUAAUAGAAAAGGGGAAAGAACUAAUCAUUCUGGUCGUCACAUGUCACAUCUUGCUGGGUCUCUAAGUGACCUUCAUCCACGGGAUUCAAUUAUAACAAGGGCUACAGAAGGAGAACAGGUUGCAGCUGGUUGGCCUCCUUGGCUUGCAGCUGUUGCUGGAGAAGCAAUCAAGGGGUGGAUACCCCGUCGCGCUGACUCUUUCGAAAAGCUAAACAAAAUUGGCCAGGGAACAUACAGUAAUGUUUACAGGGCGCGUGAUCUUGAUAAUGAAAAAAUUGUUGCUUUGAAGAAAGUUAGGUUUGAUAACUUGGAGCCUGAAAGUGUACGCUUUAUGGCAAGGGAAAUUCACAUCUUACGUAGGCUUGACCAUCCAAAUGUUAUUAAAUUGGAAGGCCUAGUGACAUCACGAAUGUCCUGUAGCUUAUACCUAGUGUUUGAGUAUAUGGAGCAUGAUCUUGCUGGACUCGCAUCCAAUCCUAGUGUAAAAUUCACAGAAUCACAGAUCAAAUGUUUUAUGCAGCAACUUCUACGUGGUCUUGAUCAUUGUCAUAGUCGUGGAAUUCUUCAUCGGGACAUUAAAGGUUCAAAUCUUUUGAUUGACAAUGAUGGCAUUUUGAAGAUGGCAGAUUUUGGCCUGGCAACAUUCUUCUAUCCUGGUCAGAAGCAGCCAUUGACAAGUCGUGUGGUCACUCUUUGGUAUCGACCUCCAGAGCUCUUGCUUGGAGCCACGGAGUACGGUGUUUCUGUGGAUCUCUGGAGUACUGGUUGCAUUCUUGCAGAACUAUUUGCAUGCAAACCUAUCAUGCCUGGCCGCACAGAGGUGGAACAAUUACACAAAAUUUUUAAGCUCUGCGGUUCGCCAUCGGAAGAAUACUGGAGAAAGUCAAAACUGCCACAUGCAACCAUAUUUAAGCCUCAGCAACCUUACAGACGCUGUGUUGCUGAAACAUUUAAAGAUUUUCCACCUUCGGCACUUGCACUCAUGGAUGUACUUCUUGCUAUUGAUCCUGCAGAUCGUGGAACUGCAUCAUCAGCUUUGAAAAGUGAGUUCUUCAAUACAAAGCCAUAUGCAUGUGAUCCUUCAAGCUUACCUAAGUAUCCCCCAAGCAAAGAGAUUGAUGCAAAGUUAAGAGAUGAAGAAGCUAGACGGUACAUGCAACAUGCACUUGCAGUUUCCUCCACCAGGCAAAGGUCGGCUAGUGGUAGAGGACAGCGGCAUGACUCAACAAAAAAAGUACAAAGGGAAUCCAAAGCCAUUCCAGCUCCUGAGGCAAAUGCCGAGUUGCUUGCUUCAUUGCAGAAACGUCAAGUUCAACCUAGUACAAGAAGCACAAGUGAGAAGUUUCACAUGCAUCAGGAAGACAUGGCUUCUGGAUUUCCAAUUGAUCCGCCAAAACAACAUGUCAUUGUGGAAGCAAGUGCUGUCUCACAGGCGUACCCUCGAGAUAAAAUUUCUCUUUCUGGUCCUCUAGUGCACCCUUCUGCAUGGGCAAAGAGGCAGAAGAACGAGGAUGGUACCCCCAAAGAUUCAAUAUCUCGUGAUUUAUCUUCCUUGUCAAGCCUAGUGGCUGCAGGAAGAACUGUCAGGCCUGAUGGCCACAAAGAAACGGGCGGACCACUCCGGGACCAGUCAUUUGUUGGAGGUGAGGUGUUGAGUUUGGGGAGCAGGGCAUCCCAUUCAAGGGCUGAUCAAGAUCAAAUGCAUUUUCAAGGGCGAAUGAGCACUCAUCAAAGAAAAGAUGCCAAGACAUCGCAAAAGGACCAAAGCCUGGCGUAUGGACCAAAAGGAAACAAAAUUCACUACUCUGGUCCACUUGUUCGAUCAGGGAACAUUGAUCAGGUGCUAAAGGACCAUGAACGGCAGAUCCAGGAGGCUGUUCGCCGGGCACGUCUGGACAAGGUCAAAAUUGCGAGAAUCCCUGCUGGUGGUUGAUGUGGCUGUUACCAAAUUUGUGGUGUUGUCAAGGGCCAGAGGCGAGAAUCUUGCUGUUCUCCACACGCUGUGGUUCGCUUUACGGAGCGCAAGCUGCAGGAAAAUGUGCAGUUGCUCCUCAAACUGAAGAUCGAAUGCAGUGAGUGGAAAUGAGAUGUAUAGGCGCUCAUUGUAGGAAAUUCCAAUUGCUAUUCGGUUCCAAGUUUUUACGAAGGGAUAAUGGUGCUGGAAUGUUGGCUUCUUUCUAAUAUAUUUAUUUGCAGUUUAAUUACUCUUA
Molecule: messenger RNA, 3590 nt
Organism: Nymphaea colorata (pocket water lily)
Lineage: Eukaryota; Viridiplantae; Streptophyta; Magnoliopsida; Nymphaeales; Nymphaeaceae
Product: probable serine/threonine-protein kinase At1g54610
Exons: 8
Coding region: 1166-3313 (715 amino acids)
Biological process (GO): positive regulation of transcription elongation by RNA polymerase II; protein phosphorylation
Cellular component (GO): nucleus; cyclin-dependent protein kinase holoenzyme complex
Molecular function (GO): ATP binding; cyclin-dependent protein serine/threonine kinase activity; RNA polymerase II CTD heptapeptide repeat kinase activity
Source: RefSeq, a predicted model, not a curated record